AUGCAAGUACAUCAGACGCAUAAGAGUUAUGCAGAUAGACGCAGACGAGAGCUUGAGUUUCAGGUGGGAGAUAGAGUUUAUCUCAAGAUGGCUAUGUUGAGGGGUCCUAACAGAUCCAUAGCAGAGAACAAGCUGAGUCCGCGUUUUAUGGGGCCGUUUCCAGUAGUGGAACGAGUUGGGCCAUUGGCGUACAGGCUGGAGUUGCCUGAGAUUAUGAGAGCCUUUCACAAGGUUUUUCAUGUGUCGAUGCUGAGGAAGUGUCUUCACCCUACAGAGGAGUUGGUGGCUAGGAUUCCAGAGGAUCUUAGGCCAGAUUUGACAGUGCCGGCAGUGCCUGUGAGGAUUUUAGAGAGGAGGGAAAAGGUUCUGAGGAACAAGAGGAUUCCCUUACUGAGGAUUUUGUGGGAUUGCAGUGGUUCUACAGAGGAGACUUGGGAGCCAGAGGCAAAGAUGAAGUUGAAGUUCAGGAAGUGGUUCGACAAGCAGGUCGAGGAGUGA
Messenger RNA from Microthlaspi erraticum, 498 nucleotides. The record is from the annotation of a GenBank genome assembly. NCBI's taxonomy places the organism in Eukaryota, Viridiplantae, Streptophyta, Magnoliopsida, Brassicales, Brassicaceae.